CCUCCGUGGCUGGCGGACAAAGCCGCGGAGGUUGAUGCUGAUGCUGAUGCUGAUGCUGAUGCUGCUGCAACAGCUCUGGAGGCGAUGCGGAGAGGAGAGGAGAGGAGAGCAGCACACAGACUACUACUGCACCCCCCGACCAGCAGCCUCUGACUGGCACAGAGAGAAGGAGAGAAAGAGAGAGAGGGAGUAGAAACAGCCCAUGGUGGAGAAUCCAGGGAGGAGGAGGAGGAGGUGAGACAGACGACGAGCGUUGGGAUUAGGUGAUUGUCCAGUCCGGGUCCAGACCUAAAGCUCGGAAGUGAUGGAUCCGCAUUCAGAUCUUGGAAACAAAGUGAACAGAAUUCCAGUCAUGGCGAGGCUCCUGCUCUCCCUCCUGCUCCUGCACGGAUGCCAACACGGUCUGGGCCAGUCUUCCCCGGAGACUCAGAAGGAGGCGGCUCCCAACGACAACAGCACGCUCUUCACCCGGAUCCUGGACGGGCUGCUGGACGGAUACGACAACCGGCUGCGGCCCGGGCUCGGAGAGAACGUCACGGAGAUCAAGACAAACAUUUUCGUCACCAGCUUUGGCCCUGUUUCCGACACGGAGAUGGAAUACACCAUAGAUGUGUUUUUCCGCCAGAGCUGGAAAGAUGAGCGUCUGUGCUUCAAAGGGCCCAUGGAGAUGCUGCCGUUGAACAACCUGCUGGCCAGCAACAUCUGGACCCCAGACACCUUCUUCCUUAAUGGAAAGAAGUCCAUUGCUCACAACAUGACCACGCCCAACAAGCUGCUGAGGCUGAAGGACGACGGCACUCUGCUUUACACCAUGAGACUGACCAUCUCAGCGGAGUGCCCCAUGCAGUUGGAGGACUUCCCCAUGGACGCUCACGCCUGUCCGCUCAAGUUUGGCAGCUAUGCCUAUCCGGUGUCGGAGGUGGUCUACACUUGGACUCAGGGAGCUGCCAAGUCUGUAGUGGUGGCAGAAGACGGCUCCAGGCUCAACCAGUACCAUCUGAUCGGGCUCACUGCUGGCACCGAGGACAUCCACACAAGCAGAGGAGAGUACACGGUGAUGAUGGCCCACUUCUACCUGAAGAGGAAGAUUGGAUAUUUUGUCAUCCAGACAUACAUGCCGUGUUUCAUGACCGUAAUCCUGUCCCAAGUGUCUUUUUGGCUGAACAGAGAGUCGGUUCCUGCGAGGACCGUCUUCGGGGUGACCACGGUGCUGACCAUGACCACGCUCAGCAUCAGUGCCAGGAACUCGCUCCCCAAAGUGGCCUACGCGACGGCCAUGGACUGGUUCAUCGCCGUCUGCUACGCUUUCGUCUUUUCUGCACUCAUUGAGUUCGCAACGGUGAACUAUUUCACCAAGAGGAGCUGGGCCUGGGAUGGCAAGAAAGCUCUGGAGGCGCAGCACCCUAAGAAACGAGACCCCAUGGUGCUGUCCAAGAAGCCCAACAACGUCUGCUCGGCGGGCGUCAACUACACCCCCAACCUCACCAAGGACGUGUCCAUCUCCACCAUCUCCAACAUCUCCAACACCACGUCGGUGCAGCUGCGAGCCUCCGAGAGCAAAAUGGUGGACCCCAAAAAGACCUACAACAGCGUGAGCAAGAUCGACAAGAUGUCGCGGAUAGUGUUCCCCGUCCUCUUCGGAACCUUCAACCUCGUGUACUGGGCCACAUACCUGAACAGAGAACCGGUGGUGAAAGGAGUUGUCGCGUCAACAUAAUCCCUCUUUUCUUUUUCUGGGACAGUUUGCGUACGAGAGGAAGGACUUUUAAGGCCGCUCGCAGAGAGUGGGCGUACUGAAGGGAAAAAAAGUAUUGUAAGGUCUCUGCUUAAAAAAGAAAAAAAUGUAAAAACAAAUAUCUGCGCUUGAAGAACAACAACUAUACUCAGCUUUUUAAUUCCAGCACUUUGAAUGGACGCAAGGCUGCAACAGAAUCCCUUUUCCCAUUUUUCAUGGCCUAAAAACAAAAAGAAAAGAGAGAAAAAAAGCAACAUGAUGAUGAAGAAAACUGCUUCAAAGACCUUUUAGCAGGAGAGAGAGAGGGUGCAUUGCUUCUUUCUCUUCUAUCUUGCUGCAGUUUGCAUGACGUUCUCUUUUACAGGAAACCAUGAACUCGUCUUUGUCUGGAAUACUGAUCAUGUAUCUGUCGGUCUUUUCUUCAAGCACACAGGCACACUUCAUCUUGGUCGGAAUUUGAAAAGGUAUCUUAUUUCGUACAACGUGGAGGAAACAUGUUGAGAUGAAUGCUGAAAAUGUAUUAAUGAUUACGUUUUUUGUGCUUUGUUGAGAAAAAAAAAAUCACAUUUUCUCUUCGAACUGCAAUUAGUUCUGAUACAGCCUUACUUAUGAUUAAAAGCCCUCUGCAGAUGGUGUCCCAAAAACACUCACAGGAAGAGUCUUGAAGAAAAUGAUUUAUGAAAAAGCAUAGAAUCCUAUCUGAAGAUCCUGAAUGUUUAAACAAACAAAGUCAAAAGUCAAGAUUUGGUGCAUUAUGAAAAAAAAAUUGUAGAAAAUCUUCUUUGACCGACUUAUGCAGCCUGACUAAUGUUGGUACAAAUUUAGGAUUGGAUAUACAGUACUGUGUGUGAUUUUACAGGAUUUUGAACCUGGGUCACUUAGCUGUGAAACUAAUAUACCCAGUUGAGGGAUCGGCACUGGAACUGAUGUGUGUCACAUACAAAUCAGCAUUGAUGUGGAGAGUGUGGAAAGUGUUGUUCAGUGAAGUGACCAGAGUUUGAAAUGCCAUUUAGGCAAGUGACCAGCCUGCUAAUAUGUCUUCUGGCAGAACAGCGCAACAAUUCCAGCCCCAGGAAUCAGUUUUACAAAGACAAUUUGACUAAAUACAACAGCUCUAAAUAAUGGCCAAACUUUAAACUGCCGUCUCCAUUGAGCCUUUGCAUAAGGCUAUGUACACACGUAGCUGGGUAUUUUUAAAACCGAAUAUUUCCCCCCCUCCAUUUAUAAAAUAAUUUGUGUCCACAUUACAUCGUUUAAAAAAAAAAACCUUCCACACAUAACCGAAGAUCUGCGUUUUCGACCACAUUCAUAAGCAUUCCAAACCUGUAGAUCAUCUGGUCUUCCAGCCUUGGGGCCGGCCUCCGCGGCGCAGCUUCCCCUGGAGAAGCGUCUCCUUUUCGGUAACGAGUCCGAGUCCCCCUCGUGGCCCACCACGGAGCUGCUGCGUUAAAUUGACGCAGCCCUACGCCGUAGGGUACGGCGUAGGGCUGCGCGUCGCCGCGUACCCUACGGCGUAGGCUCUGCGUCGGUGUAACGCAGUAAACGGUGGUCAAGAGCAGAGAUCAUUUAUUUAAUAAAU
Messenger RNA from Cololabis saira (Pacific saury), 3314 nucleotides. RefSeq names its product gamma-aminobutyric acid receptor subunit alpha-5-like. Gene Ontology annotation, biological process: synaptic transmission, GABAergic; gamma-aminobutyric acid signaling pathway; signal transduction. Bases 305 to 1717 code for a protein of 470 amino acids. Gene Ontology annotation, molecular function: transmitter-gated monoatomic ion channel activity involved in regulation of postsynaptic membrane potential; GABA-gated chloride ion channel activity; GABA-A receptor activity. Gene Ontology annotation, cellular component: dendrite membrane; neuron projection; postsynapse. The transcript has 10 exons. Lineage: Eukaryota; Metazoa; Chordata; Actinopteri; Beloniformes; Belonidae. The record is from RefSeq and is a predicted model, not a curated record.